Molecule: messenger RNA, 3497 nt
Organism: Bicyclus anynana (squinting bush brown)
Lineage: Eukaryota; Metazoa; Arthropoda; Insecta; Lepidoptera; Nymphalidae
Product: beta-1,3-galactosyltransferase 5-like
Exons: 9
Coding region: 676-1740 (354 amino acids)
Cellular component (GO): membrane
Molecular function (GO): hexosyltransferase activity
Source: RefSeq, a predicted model, not a curated record
GUCAAGGACUAACUUGUAAAGAAUAAAAAAAGGCCAUACCUCGGACGGUUUCUACGCGGCAUCGUACCGGACCACUAAAUCGCUUGAAGGUACGUCGCCAAUGAAUUGAGCCAAUUUAAAAAAAUCAAUUACUAGAUUGAUACGAGCUGGGAAUCAACCCAGGACCUCUCGUGGGGAACCACAGCAUUAACAUCUGUACCAGAGACGUCGCGUCGUCUAAAGAUGCUAUUUGUCAGUAAAGUCAAGCCUCCUAAACCAACAGCCUACUACAGCUUUCGCGGACAGCUGAUGAAAAGAGAAGUAAUAAAAUAAACACGAAACUCUAUAGGUCGUUAGAACUAAUAGACGACCAAUCCUACUCACGCCUACUUUAUGAUAAGAAUGCACACAAAAAUUCGAACACUUAUCAGUUUAGUUAACUAAAGAUAGUACGCGGACGCGUGUCCAAGUUUCCUAUUUAUUAGUAGGUCUAGGUGCGAUUGUACUAAGCCUGUCCAGUGCCCAGUGCCCAGCGCCCACCCGUGCGGGCGAGAUUUUGUGCAGUUUUCGUGGGUGAUGUGGAAAAUAAGUGUUGAUACCGUGUUCUGGCCCUCGGCACGUUGAGGGGGAAUUCAUAGUUUUGAGGAAAAAUGUGUGGUUUGGAAUUUUAAGUGUGCGUCUCAAUGAGUUAGGACAAUGCGCAAACUCCAAUGCUUGAAAAUAAUUACAGUUCCCCGGCGGCGAGGCGCGGGAGUGCGGCUGGCGCUGCUGGCCGUGUGGCUGGCCUGCCUGGCCGUCGCCUGGCCACUGGCCCACCGCUGUGGCCAGGCACUUCUGCCGCCGCCGCCUGUGCUGGCCCUGGACCACUUCCGACUCAACAGGAACCUCAAGACCUACCUCGAUGACAUAAUAAUAGCUAUAGAGCCUUCGAGUACGGUGUGCUCUCUGCGGCAGCGGGUCGAGCUGGUGGUGCUGGUGACGUCAUCGCCGCAGCGGUUCCUGCAGCGCCAGGCCGUGCGGAGCACGUGGGGCAGGCACGUGCCCACGUACUUCGUCAUUGGUGUCGAUGGGACUUCGGCAGCGGACCUCACGGCAGACAACUACGUGGAAGCCAAGAGCUACAGCGACAUGAUAGUGUUCACGUUCCAAGACCACUACCAGAACCUGACCCUCAAGACGGCGCUGAUGAUGCACUGGACCACGACCAGGUGCUCUGAACACCUGCAAGAGCUGAUGUUGUUCAAGACGGAUGACGACGUGCUGGUGAACCCGUGGGUGUUGCGCCGGGUGUUGCAGGAACAUCCUGGGAAAGAUCUUAUUGGGUACAGCAAAGUGAACAGCUCUCUGCAUCGCGACGCCUACAACAAGUGGUACCUGCCGCGUUGGCUCUACCGACCCGACUUCGUGUCCGAGUACCUCUCCGGGACUGGGUACCUCAUACGAGGUAGCAAACUGAACGAGAUUUUAAAGGCAGCCUUCGAGAUCCCGAUCAUCAACCUGGAAGAUGUUUACUUUACGCAUAUAGUGUCGAAAGUCGCGUUAGGCUUAACCUUGAGCCACGACCGCAGGCUGAGUCCCUACAAGCCCUGGCUUCCCUUGGGCUGCAUGUACUGGGGCUUGGCUUCCGCGCACAGCUUGACUCCCAAUGAGAUGCUGGGCGCUUGGCCGAGUGUUGAAGCGUUAGGAGAACAGUAUGAACUUGGGAACGAACCAUGUCGAUAUUUUGUUAAUAAUAUCUGGAGUGAAAUGUAUUUGUUUUAAUCAAUGCUACCGCCGCUUUUCUCGUCAAGCAACAUUGCUGUGUUCUGCAACGGUUUCGAGCUUUUAAACUAACAAAAGGACAGGAACAAACUGAAAUAAAAGCCUCACGAUGUUAAGUUAGUAUUGUUAAUUAAUUAUAUUGUAAAUAAAUGUAAGCUGUGGAUAAUAAACAUUAGAUUAUGUGUUUGAUAAUGAUUAUAUUAUUUUUAUAUACGGUGUGUUUCAUUUACUUGUAGUCUUUAACUUGAUUUAUUUAUGAUAUUUCGUAUGUAUGAGGAUACGUGUCCUGUGUGACGUCACAGUAACUAUAUUCAUCUAGCGGAGGCUGGCGGGCGGCAGGUGCGCGAUAAGGCUUUAAUGGCUUCUCGUCUUAUUGGAAUAUAUCCACAGUGAUUGAGCGGAACACAGGGAGGGAUUCCGACGCGCAGUAACGAUAAGCUACGUCUGCUCUGAACACGGCGUAUGCGCAUUGCGCAGUGUAGCUACAAAAAAUAUUCCAGCGGACUUGUAAUAUAGACCGAGAAGCCUGCGAUAGCCAGAUAUAUCUCAUUUUUGUCAUCAUCGUGUGUCAUUUUCAAUUGUCAGAGCGUUAACUUCGUGGCAACCGAAAUACACGUCUGUUAUUUUUUUUACGUUAAGUUAGAAGUUUGAUAUUUUUCAUAGCUUGUAGACUUGUGUAUAAGUUUAAUUUCAACUCGAUCUCUCCACGCGUUCUUAAGAUAACGAAUAUUCAAAUGAUCAUCAUCAACAUUAGCAACCCAUAUUCAGAAUGAGAUGGGUUAGGCCAAUAGACUAGUGCUAAUAGUCUAAUAGGCUAUUAGGCCAAUAGUCUUCCAGUCCACAUUGGGCUGGCUGGUCCAAUGUGAUCACUUCUGUGGACUUCACACAUCUAGCGAAUUAAGAAAAUUCUCAGGUAUGCAGGUUUCCUCACGAUGUCUUCCUUCACCGUUUGAGACAACAAUGCCCCGGUCCGGAUUCGAAUCUACGCCCACCUAAUCGAAUAAUAUACUCGUAAAAAAAAUAUGUAAAAAUAUCUAUUGUGUCAUGCCCAACUCAGUAACCAAACUAUAUUUUUAUCAACACAAAUCCGGCCCUGCACUACCAGUGAAGUCAAAGCAAGCAGAAAGUAAUAUAAAGCGAAGUGCCCUUCAGUCCGCCUGUACCAGUCGCCAUGCGCGUCGUUCUGCUUCUGCUGUUUGCGCUGCUCACGCUGUGGGGGGUGGCGGAUGCUGGUGGCGACACGCUGUGCUGCAGCCACCCCGACGGGCACCGGCGCUCGCUGCACGAGCAGGUGAGGAGCAAGAUACGGCUGAUGAGGCGGAAGAUGCCAAAGGAGAACAUACUGUCGCGCAGCCCCCAAGGAGACUACGUUGAUUUUAUUGUCAACAACGAUUAGAAGAACGAACACGAUAUACAUCAAUGUUAGAUGAUAGAAUCAAUUAGAAUUUGUGAAGAAACUAAAUCAGAAGACAUUACAGAAGUCCUUGUUUAUAAAUUACUUAAUUUCUGUAAAAUAAUUAGUCUCUAUUGUAUUAUACGAUCGAUAAAAUCAGAAACAACGUGAUCCAUUAUACUCAUUUCAGUUCACUCCGGAAUAAAGUCGCGUUAAUUUUCUGUUCUUUCAGAGCGGCUCACUCACAUUUAUAUUUUAGUAUUCAUCUUUGUGCAAUUAAAAAAAUGUGUUAAAUGACACGUUUUAAUUUUUUAUACUUUUGUACUGUGUGUAUUAAUUUAAUUUAAUAAAUAUGUUUUCAUUA